Messenger RNA from Balaenoptera acutorostrata (minke whale), 5707 nucleotides. RefSeq names its product 60S ribosomal protein L22-like. Gene Ontology annotation, molecular function: RNA binding; structural constituent of ribosome. NCBI's taxonomy places the organism in Eukaryota, Metazoa, Chordata, Mammalia, Artiodactyla, Balaenopteridae. The record is from RefSeq and is a predicted model, not a curated record. Gene Ontology annotation, cellular component: ribosome. The transcript has 2 exons. Gene Ontology annotation, biological process: cytoplasmic translation. Bases 5296 to 5682 code for a protein of 128 amino acids.
CUGAAGGACACAAUGUAUAUGAAGCUGGCCCAUGUUCUCUUCAUUACUGCACCUCAGGUGUGGAGCUAAGUGAUUCAAUCAAGAUUUUAAAACUUUGGGUUACAAAAUCACAUAGGCUCUGAAGGAUUCAGGACAAAGACUGAUGAUUUAAGGGUAAGGCUUUCAGCACCAGAAUAUAUUAAAAGUUCCUCAAAUUGAUGAACACAGAAAAUCAGAGAGGAGAGAAAGAAACAAAGGGACUUUGUGCUCUGCCUCCCAUCCUUCGCCAGAAGCCUGAGGAGAUUUAUAGAGAUUCUUAAUAGGUUUCUGGCAUUUGAGAGCAGAAGAAACCUCAAUCUCCAUUACUGAGUAAAACCAAAGAAGGUAGCAAGACCACAGAAUUCCUCGCAUCCAGAAAGGCAGAGGAAAAUAGUCAAAAUGGUAUUGUGAGCUAUGCUUUGAAUUUCCACAUCUUCUCCAAGAACUCCAAUCACAAAAACUUUUUUUUUUUUUAAUUAAGAGCCGUGUCUGGGUUCAUUAACAAGAUAAUCAUGUCUAGGUAACAGAAAUGAAAAAGCAACACCACUAGGCUAGUAAAGGUAGAGCUGUGGCCCUGAUGGUCUUCUGGGUCUGGAAGCAGGUAGAAGUUGGCUAGGAGUUUGAAUUCCUCAGAGCAUUGGGUAUCAACAGCACCCCAUACAGGGUGUGGCACAUUAGCCAGGCUCACUGUGAAACUGGGAUUUGGGAAAAGCUUCCAAAUGAUUUCCACCCUGACCUAGAGUUUAAAAAACAAAAUAAAUAAACAAACAAAGCCCCUACCUAUCUGUGGUAGUGGAAGGAAGAAUAGAAAUCAGUGCACACAGGACUUAUGCCAGUCUGCUUUCCUGCCUAGAGGACAGAUCUGUUAUCUUCCCCAAUAUCCCUGAGGGUCAGGAGUCCUGUGACACCUAGUUCUGGACUAGGGGGUCUCCGGAUCUACAUGGAGGCUACACUAAAACAGCAAAUGGAGUGGAAUAGGUAGAAAGAUAAAGCUACCAUUUAAGAUGAGCUGCAAAUUACAAUUCACACACAAGGCAAGUUAAUGCUAAAAACAUUAACCAACCUCUCAACUUAGUCUUGUUUAAUUGAUCUGUGAGUUUCUAAUAAAUUUAUAUUAAAACUUCCCAAUAUUAUUGUUGAUCUACUUUUUUUUUUCUUAUAAUUCGUUACUUUUUGUUUAAUUGCAUGGUUAUACGGUUAGCUGGAUAGAACUUCUUGGUGAUUUUUAAAUUUUUAUCAUUUUUAAUAUAAUUUUAAUCAUUAUGUAAUGUAUUUUUAUCCUUAUCAAUACUUGCUUUAAACAGUUAUUUUAUCUGAUAUUCGUAUUCUACUAUAACUUUUUUUUUUGGUUAGCAUUUGCUUGCUAUAACUUUUUACUUUAUUUUCAACCUUUCUAUGCUAUUUUAUUAUUGGUGCAUCUUUUGUAAACAUCAGGUAGCUGGGUUUUCUUUUUUUAUUCCUGACAGUCUCUGUUGUUUAACUGGAAAGUUCAAUUCAUAUGAGUAUGAUCUAUUUAAAAGUACCUCUACCAUCUCUACCAUUUACUUUUGAUUUUCUGUUUACAAUGCUUUCUCCUUGUUUUAUUCGUUUGCUUACCUUAACUGCUUUUGUUGAAUUGAUAACUUUUCAAAUUCUCUUACUUUUACCUCUGCUAAUUUGGAAACUAUAGAUUAUAUUUUGCCUAUGCUAUAAGCAGCUACUCUUAAAUUUUUAAAUGUAUACUUAACUAUUUAUUUUCCUAACAAUUUAUAGUGUUUAAAAUACAACUAUCCCAACAAGGCUGUGUUUUAGCUACCAAAUGUAUUGAGCAGUUAUUGCUCUCUAGAAUUUUAGUUCCAUAUUUAUUAGAACAUAACAUAAAAGUUACUAUACAAUCAAUGUAUAAUUAGAUUUAUCAAUCUAAUUUAUCAAUUUUUGUGUUUAGCACUUGUUUCUUUAAUACCACAUUUUCAUUGUGAACUUACUUUUCUUUUUGCUGCAAUACAUCAUUUAGUAAUUCAUUCAAUAAAAAUUUAUGGUUGGUAAACUCAGUUUUGAAAGAAAAGUUUUCUAUUUCACCAUUAUUCUUGAAUUAUAGCUUAGCCAGGUAUAGAAAUCUAUGUUGCCAGUUGUUUUCCCCUCAGUGCUUUGGAAUUAUUACCAUGUUGACCUCUGGUAUCCUUUGUUGGUGAUGAGAAUUCUGUUGUCUUAAUUAUCAUUCUUUUAUGGGUAAUCUAUGUUUUCUCUUUGGUGGCGUUUGAAAUUUUCUCUUUAUUCUCAAUGUUAGGCAUCUUCACUACAGUGCAUCUGGAUAUGAAUUUCUUUUCUUUUUUUAUUUUUAUUUUUGUACUUAAUAACUGCUUUUAUUUCAAAAACUUUAGAAAAUUCUUAGUAUCAUCUCUCCAAAUAUGACUUCCACCAUACCGUUUAUUCUCUUCCUAAAACUACUAAUUAGGUGCAUCCUUCGUGUAUUCUAUGUAUUGCUAUGUAACAAACCACUCCAAAACACAGUGGCAUGAAACAAUAACCAUUUUACUAAUCUCCAAGGUUCUGUAUGAUAGGAAUUUGGAUAGGUACUUCAAGGAUAGCUUGACUCUGCUUCAUGAUGUCCAGGGUGUCAAAUGAGAAGACUUGAACAGCUGGUGGUCACUUGAAUGGCUGUUUUUUUUUUUUUUUCAUUCACAUGUCUAGGCUACAGUGACAAAGGCAGGACUCUACUGGACCUAUAGACUGGAGUACCCACACAUGACUUCUCCAUGUGCUUUGGGUUUCCUCACACUGUAGUGGCCUCAUGGUAAUCAUACUAUUUACAUGGCAGCUCAGGGCUCCAAUAGUGACUAUUCCAGAAAACAAGGCAAAAGCUACAUAGAGUUUUACUAUCUGGGCUCAAAAAUCACAUAGUAUCACUUCCACCUUACUUAGUCAAACCUGCCCAGAUUGGGGAGUGCAGGGGCUAGACCCAUCUCUUAAUAGAAGGAGUAUCAAAGAAUCUGUGGCUGUAAUUUUAAACUGCCAUAAUAUAGUUUUAAAAUACAUGCUAUAACAGGGAACUAUAUUCAAUAUCCUGUGAUAAACCAUAAUGGAAAAGGAUAUAAAAAAAUAAUGUCUGUCUGUGUAUAACUGAGUCACUUUGCUCUACAGCAGAGAUUGGCACAGCAUUGUAAAUCAACUAUACUGCAGUUUUUAAAAAAUAAUAAUAAAAUAUAUGCUAUAUUCUACAUGAAUUCCUUAGAUUAAUCUUCUAAUUCAAUAAUUCUUGAUAAAUUGGGAGAGGGUAAUCCCUUCACAAUGUGUGUGUAUAUCAAAUCAUCACAAUGUACACUUUAAAUGUCUUAUGAUUUUGUCAGUUAAACCUCUAACAAAGCUGAAAUAAUUUAUUCUCUGACUGUAAUGAGUUUAGAGUUUAUCUCAUUGAAUAUUUUUAUCACAAUGUCUGUUUUUCUAUUUAGUUAUUUUUGAUUUUCAUCUUUCCUUAAUUCAUAUCUUCUUGUUUCUUAAGCUUUUAUAUUUUUUUUUAGGUAUUUUAUUUUUUAACUCUUUGAAUGCAUUUAUUGUAAAGUCAUUUUAAGAUUACUUGCCAAUAUGGACUUCUAUUCCAGUGGGAAUGGAUCAUCUUCAGGGAACAGAGAUUUCUAUAAUAUUUUUUAAAUUGAAAUGUAGUUGAUUUACAAUGUCAUAUUAGUUUCAGGUGUACAGCAAAGUGAUUCAGUUUUAUAUAUAUAAAUAUGUAUUCUUUCUCAGAUUCUUUUCCAUUAUAGGUUGUUACAAGAUACUGAAUAUAGUUUCCUGUGCUAUACAGUAGGACCUUGUUGUUUAUCUAUUUUAUACAUAGUAAUGUAUAUCUGUUAAUCCCAAGCUCCUAAUUUAUUCCUCCUCCCCUUUCCCCUUUGGGAACCAUAAGUUUGUUUUCUAUGUCUGUGAGUCUAUUUCUGUUUUGUAAAUAAGUUAAUUUGUAUCAUUUUUUUAGAUUUCACAUAUAAGUGAUAGCAUAUGAUAUUUGUCUUUCUCUGUCUGACUUACUUUACUUAGCAUGAUAAUCUCUAGGUCCAUCCAUGUUGUUACAAAUGGCUACACUUUAUUCUUUUUUAUGGCUGAGUAAUAUUCCAUUGUAUAUAUGUACCACAUCUUCUUUAUCUAUUCAUCUGUCCAUGGACAUUUAGGUUGCUUCCAUGUCUUGGCUAUUGUAAAUAAUGCUGCUAUGAACAUUGGGGUGCAUGUAUCUUUUCUAAUUAGAGGUUUUGUUUUUGCUGGAUAUAUGUCCAGAAGAGGAUCAUUUAGUAACUAUGUUUUUAGUUUUUUAAGGAACCUCCAUACUGUUCUCCAUAGUGGCUGCACCAAUUUACAUUCCCACCAACAGUGUAGGAGGGUUCCCUUUUCUCCAUACCCUCUCCAGCAUUUAUUAUUUGUAGACUUUUUGAUGAUGGCCAUUCUGACCAGUGUUAGGUGAUACCUCAUUGUAGUUUUGAUUUGUAUUUCUCUAAUCAUUAGUGAUAUUGAACAUCUUUUUAUGUGCCCAUUGGCCAUCUGUAUAUCUUCUUUGGAGAAUAUAUUAUAUACCCACAUAUAUAAAAACCCUCCACUUAACAGAUAGAGAAUUCACAUUCUUCUCAAACACACAUCAAACAUUUAUAAAAUUUGACCAGAUAUUUUAAUGAAUCACUAUAGUACAGACCACAUUCUGUGAUCAGAAUUUAGUUAAAUUAGAAAUUCUCAUAUGUUUGAAUACUUAAAAGCACAUUCCUAAAUAAUUCAUGAUUUAAAUAAAAAAUUACACACCAUUUAGAAAAGAAAAACAAAGAAAAUACAUGAUAGAACUCGGAUAAUGCAGAUAAAGCAGUCAUUUGAAAGAAAGUUAUGACAUUAAAUGCAUUUAUUCAAAAUUAUUUCAAGUGAAUGAACUAAGCAUUCACUUCAAGGACCUGGGAAAUGAAUACAGUCAACCUCCCCAAAAUACCAUUGAUCAAUGAAUCCAAAAACUGGUUCUCUGAGAAAACCAAUAAAACAAAUUUCUAGCAAGCCACAAUGAGAAGAAGAUAACACAAAUGAUAUUGGAAAUUCACCCCUGCACCUGGCGAUUUGGGACCCAUGGAGUGGGGACCAGACAGUAUAACUCCAUUGGGCUGCAUUUGCUUGCACAUCCUCCCCAAGCCGUUCAGCCCCACGAGUGUCCAGCCUUAGGACCCAUCCAGCUGUGGGGCUAGAUGAUGUGACUCCAGGUUAUGUCACCACCCCAGAACAAAUUUUGUAAGAAUUUCUCUCUCGAGUUCACCCAACUCCUUUCCUGCCUUCGCUGCCGCCAUGGCGCCUGUGAAAAAGCUUGUGGUGAAGGGGGGCAUAAAAAAGAAGCAGGUCCUGAAGUUUACUCUUGACUGCACCCAUCCUGUAGAAGAUGGAAUCAUGGAUGCUGCCAAUUUUGAACAGUUUCUUCAGGAAAGAAUCAAAGUGAAUGGAAAAGCUGGGAAUCUCGGAGGAGGUGUUGUAACAAUUGAAAGAAGCAAAAGCAAGAUCACUGUAACUUCUGAGGUGCCUUUUUCCAAAAGGUAUUUGAAAUAUCUCACCAAAAAAUAUUUGAAGAAGGAUAAUCUCCGUGAUUGGUUAUGCGUAGUUGCUAACAGCAAAGAAAGUUACGAAUUACAUUACUUCCAGAUUAAUCAAGAUGAAGAAGAGGAGAAAGAUGAGGAUUGAAACUCAGUUAUCUGGAGUAUUUUGU